Molecule: messenger RNA, 1582 nt
Organism: Meriones unguiculatus (Mongolian gerbil)
Lineage: Eukaryota; Metazoa; Chordata; Mammalia; Rodentia; Muridae
Gene: Anxa3
Product: annexin A3
Exons: 13
Coding region: 231-1205 (324 amino acids)
Cellular component (GO): cytoplasm
Molecular function (GO): calcium-dependent phospholipid binding; calcium ion binding; phospholipase inhibitor activity
Source: RefSeq, a predicted model, not a curated record
GCGCAGAGAAUCCGGAUCCCGGAGCUACUUGCUGGCCGGGCCUGGGCGGUCGGUGAGCGGAGGUAGGAGGAGGGGCUGAGGAAGGGUGCGGUUGCGGUCCCGGUCGCCAUCUCCGCUAGCCCAGAGCGACUGCGGAGCCCACACUUUCUCGCGGAGCUUCUCCCCCAGUUUGGCAGCAGCAGCGCUGAAGGGUUACUGUGAUUUCAGCUUGAGAAAAAAGGUGGACUAUCAUGGCAUCUUCUCACUGGGUCGGACCUCGAGGAACCAUAAAAGAUUAUCCGGGCUUCAGCCCAUCAGUGGACGCUGAAGCGAUUCGGAAAGCAAUCAGGGGAAUUGGAACGGACGAGAAAACCCUCAUCAGCAUUCUGACGGAUCGGUCAAAUGCGCAGCGGCAGCGAAUUGUCAAGCAGUAUCAAGAGGCAUACAACCAGGAGCUGAAAGAUGACUUGAAAGGUGAUCUCUCUGGCCACUUUGAGCAUGUCAUGGUGGCUCUUGUGACCGCACCGGCUGUGUUUGAUGCAAAGCAGCUGAAGAAAUCCAUGAAGGGCACUGGCACAGAUGAAGAUGCCCUGAUUGAAGUCUUGGCAACCAGGACAAGCCGGCAGAUGAAGGAGAUCUCACAGGCCUAUUAUACAGCAUAUAAGAAGAGUCUCGGAGAUGCCAUUAGUUCUGAAACGUCUGGAGACUUCCGGAAAGCUCUGCUGACGUUGGCAGAUGGUAGAAGAGAUGAAAGUCUAAAAGUGGAUGAACAUCUGGCCAAAAAAGAUGCCCAGAUCCUCUACAAUGCUGGUGAGAACAAAUGGGGCACGGAUGAAGACAAGUUCACCGAAAUCCUGUGUCUACGGAGCUUUCCUCAGCUGAAACUAACAUUUGAUGAGUACAGAAAUAUUAGCCAGAAGGACAUUGAGGACAGCAUUAAAGGAGAAUUAUCUGGGCAUUUUGAAGAGCUGCUGCUAGCCAUAGUUCAUUGUGCAAGGAACACCCCGGCUUUUUUGGCAAAAAGACUUCAUCAGGCUUUAAAGGGUGCUGGAACCGAUGAAUUCACCCUGAACAGAAUAAUGGUUUCCAGAUCAGAGAUUGACCUUUUGGACAUCCGACAUGAGUUCAAGAAGCAUUAUGGCUACUCUCUAUACUCAGCAAUUCAAUCAGAUACUUCUGGGGACUACAGAGACGUGCUCUUGAAGAUCUGUGGAGGAGAUGACUGAGGAGGACGGUUUCCCAAGGUGCCUGCCCUGAUGGCGGACUCUGCCUUCACGCAGUGCUCCCAAGUGCAAGAGAGUGCUGCCUAAUAGACGUCGUCAUCGUUCGCUGCAGCAGCCAGAACAAACUCGGUUUCAUUUUAGGGCAUCCCAUUCAUAACACAGAGGUUUCUGAGGGAAAUUCAAUCUGCAAUUAAAGACCUACUAAUGAUUUUCUAUUUUUCUUAGGAAGUUGGAAGCUGUGUAGUUCAAAAGCAUCAAACAUAAAUCAGGAUACUAAAAAUGGUUGUCUUUACUAAUUGUGUAUUUGCUUUCAUUACCUAGCAAUACUGUAUGUUGCCUAGUACCAACAAAUAUUUCAAAAUACACACAUUUGUUGUAAA